CAUAAUAUCUCGCGAUAACUGACCGAAAAACAGUAGAGAUCUCGUACAAGCCAAAGAGGAAUGACAUCUUGUCAACAGUCCACACAGAAGUAGCGUUACAGGCAUGCCACUGUGUGACACUGAGUAGCCAUUUGCCCCAGUGCCUCUCCUGCUUUUUGACCUCAUGACAACUCCACCACUUGGCCAGUUUCCUGCACAGCAGGCACAAGCAGCCCGGGAUGUAAACACAGCCUCACUAUGUCGCAUUGGACAGGAAACGGUGCAAGACAUAGUUUUAAGAACGAUGGAGAUUUUUCAGCUGCUUAGAAACAUGCAGCUACCGAAUGGGGUCACGUAUCAUCCGAACACUCAUCAAGACCGGCUGGGGAAGCUGCAGGAGCACCUGCGCAUGCUGUCUGUCCUCUUCCGCAAACUGCGCCUCGUCUAUGACAAAUGCAACGAGAACUGUGCCGGUCUGGAGCCCAUUCCUCCUGAGCAACUGAUCCCCUAUGUGGAGGACGACAGCUCCAAACUGGAUGAGCGUGUAGGCAGUCAGAUGCACUCAGCCAGUGAAGAGAGAAGAGAAGUGCUUGAGGUGAACAAGAAACUCAAACAGAAGAACCAACAACUGAAGCAGAUAAUGGACCAGCUCAGAAACCUCAUCUGGGAGAUUAACUCCAUGCUAGCAGUGAGGAGCUAAAACACACACACACACACACACACACACACAUACACACAUACACACAGCCUACUUGCAAGACACAUUAUUGUCUACACACGCUGCAUUAAUGAGAUGUGUUUUCACUGAGCGUGAAGUGAAAAGAUAGCAGAGACAGACGAGGGGUACUGAGGUGAAAAAUUGCACGAGGGAAGGAGGAAAGAGGAACGGAGUGAAACGGGGUAAAUUCUACUGCACUACAUGGUUCAGCAAGAAUUCAGUUUAUUUUGCCUUGUACUCAAUUUCAGCAAGAACAUUUACAAGACAGAGCGGAUCUCAUUUUCUGUGAAUUUCCUGGAUUUCAUUCAUUUCAAAUACAUUUAAAUCUGGGAAAAAAAAUCAUUUUAUCUAAAAUGUUUCGUAAGAAAAUGUAGCAACAAUAUAUAUUAAACUACAUAUGUAAUGUACACUGCUCAAUUAAAUAAAGGGAACACUUAAGCAACACAUCCUAGAUCUGAAUGAAUAUUAAUUACUUUGUUUUUUACAUAGUUGAAUGUGCUGACAACAAAAUCACACACAAAUUAUCAAUGAAAUUAUCAAUGAAGAUCAAAUUUAUUAACCCAUGGAGGUCUGGAUUUGGAGUCACAGUCAAAAUUGAAGUGGAAAAACACACUACAGGCUGAUCCAACUUUGAUGUAAUGUCCUUAAAACAAGUCAAAAUGAGGCUCAGUAGUGUGUGUGGCCUCCACGUGCCUGUAUGACCUUCCUACUACGCCUGGGCAUGCUCCUGAGGAGGUGGCGGAUGGUUUCCUGAGGGAUCUCCUCCCAGACCUGGACUAAAGCAUCCGCCAACUCCUGGACAGUCUGUGGUGCAACGUGGCGUUGGUGGAUGAAGCGAGACAUGAUGUCCCAGAUGUGCUCAAUUGGAUUCAGGUCUGGGGAAUGGGCGGACCAGUCCAUAGCAUCAAUGCCUUCGUCUUGCAGGAACUGCUGACACACUCCAGCCACAUGAGGUCUAGCAUUGUCUUGCAUUAGGAGGAACCCAGGGCCAACCGCACCGGCAUAUGGUCUCACAAGGGGUCUGAGGAUCUCAUCUCGGUACCUAAUGGCAGUCAGGCUACCUCUGGCGAGCACAUGGAGGGCUGUCUGGCCCUCCAAAGAAAUGCCACCCCACACCAUUACUGACCCACUGCCAAACCGGUCAUGCUGGAGGAUGUUGCAGGCAGCAGAACUUUCUCCACGGCGUCUCCAGACUCUGUCACGUCUGUCACAUGUGCUCAGUGUGAACCUGCUUUUAUCUGUGAAGAGAAGAGGGCGUCAGUGGUGAGUUUGCCAAUCUUGGUGUUCUCCAAACAUCCUGCCUGGCAUUGGGCUGUAAGAACAACCCCCACCUGUGGAUGUCAGGCCCUCAUACCACCCUCAUGGAGUCUGUUUCUGACCGUUUGAGCAGAGACAUGCACAUUUGUGGCUUGCUGGAGGUAAUUUUGCAGGGCUCUGGCAGUGCUCCUCCUGUUCCUCCUUGCACAAAGGCGGAGGUAGCGGUCCUGCUGCUGGGUUGUUGCCCUCCUACAGCCUCCUCCACGUCUCCUGAUGUACUGGCCUGUCUCCUGGUAGCGCCUCCAAGCUCUGGACACUACGCUGACAGACACAGCAAACCUUCUUGCUACAGCUCGCAUUGAUGUGCCAUCCUGGAUGAGCUGCGCUACCUGAGCCACUUGUGUGGGUUGUAGACUCCGUCUCAUACUACCACUAGAGUGAAAGCACCGCCAGCAUUCAAAAGUGACCAAAAUGUCAGCCAGAAAGCAUAGGAACUGAGACGUGGUCUGUGGUCACCACCUGCAGAAACACUCCUUUAUUGGGGGUGUCUUGCUAACUGCCUAUAAUUUCCACCUGUUGUCUAUUCCAUUUGCACAACAACAUGUGAAAUUGAUUGUCAAUCAGUGUUGCUUCCUAAGUGGGCAGUUUGAUUUCACAGUGUGAUUGACUUGGAGUUACAUUGUGUUGUUUAAGUGUUCUCUUUAUUUUUUUUUGAGCAGUGUAUAUUGCAGUGUUUUUACAGUAUUUUUAUUUUUAUUUUUAUUCAAUGCAAAGCCUACAUAAUGCCAGAAAUGCUGGCAGGUCUGUACUGCAUAAUUAUUAUUAAACAGUAUAAAAAUGAACUCCUUCAUAUUUAUGAUAUGAUUUGCACGAAUGAGUUGAGUUUUAAAGACACUUUUGGUUUAUCUGUGAAAAACUAAAGCCUGGUUCAUAUCCACAGAAAAGGAGGAUGAUCUUUAAACAAAAAGCGCACGGUUAUUAAUGUCUGUUCAAACAAAAGGAAACUAAGGACGAAGGUGAUACAGAAUCACUUCAAAAGAAAAGUUUCUGGAAAUACAGUGAGACCUCGAGAUACGAGUGCUUUGACAUAUGAAUUUUUUGAGAUACGAGCUGUGAUUCGACCAUAUUUUUGGCUUGAGAUACGAGCAAAUUUUUGAGAUACGAGCAUCCGAGCUGCCGCCGCCGAAACAAAGAUCCCCAACAACCAUGUGUGCUCUGUUUCCCCGCCUCAGCUUCCCACGUCUCACUCGGUUAAAGCUGCCUUUCCACUGCACACGACAAACGAUGGCCGAUAAACAGGAAGUCAUUCAUUUCCUAUGGAGAGUCGCAAAGGCGCUGCGUGAGGUGCCGACCAUCUGCGUUAGAUCCGUUAAAAAUGUGAACUUGUGCGACUACACCGCAUCUGAUAUACCGACCGGACAGGUUUUUAUUAAAACGACCGGCAGAUGUUAGUGAGGAAAGAGUGACAAAAAAGGCAAAAACAAGUGAAGAGAAAAGUGAUGAAGAAAAUUAAGCAAAAUUAAUGUAAAGAAAACAGAAAUUGUAGCAAUUAAGUUCAGUUAAGAGAAAUCAAGCAUCGCGUUAGUUCUGGCAGGCCACGUCGUCAAGCGUGUAUCAGCUGUUAAUCAGCUGCACCAAUCCGGUUACGACAUCCAUAUUACCGACCAGUUAAAUUCCCAUUCAUAGAGCCGCUUUCUAGCGCGUCGCUGCUGCUGCGAUCUAAACUUCCCUCCUCCAACCCCGACUCCACCAUGCCGGAACCUGUGUUUGUUGUACCAGUUUACGUCAUAAAUCUCCACAUAUUUCUCUCUCUCUCUCUAAUUAUUUAUUUAUCCAUUUAUUAUUUUCCUUUCCUAUUUUUACCUCUAUGCAUGAUUAAUGUUCUGUUAUACGGGGGUCUAUACUAUUUUCUAGUUGCUGCUCUCCGCGCUCUAAAUGAAGUUUAGUUAAGUUCCAUUUAAGUGUAAAGUAGCAUUAAGAGUGUAAGUAGCGAGUAAGUGAACGAAAGUGAAAGUGUAAUUCCUCCUAACUCCUCCGCCUGUUUACUCCUCCCUCCGUGUGCAUCUUCCGUAAAGUAAAACCAGUUUAUUUUUUUUAACAUUCUCUUUUAUUACUGUAUGUUUUUAUACAAUAUUUGUCAUUUAUAAAUACAGGUACUGUACAUUUUUCAUAUUCAAAACACAAACAAAACGAGCUGGAACGGAUUAAUGGGAUUUCAGUUCAUUUAAAUGGGGAAAAUUGCUUUGAGAUACGAGCAAUUUGAGAUAUGAGCAAGGUCACGGAACGAAUUAAACUUGUAUCUCAAUGUAUCACUGUAUUUUGUCUUCUUUUAUUUGUUUUUUUUUUUUAACUCAGACCUUGAGUAAAGUGGAACACUUUAUGCAUUUUUACAGCUUGGAAUGAGGAAGCAUCAUUUUCAUAUUGUAGCUGAACACUGAUUCGUUACGACCUACACUUGUGUGAGGUUUGUUUGAGGAGGUGUGCGACAUGCCAAUGGUUUCUGUCUGUUUACACGUUACACAUCCGUCACACACAGUAGCUGUGAACUCCCAAUUCUGAACUACUGCCUUUGAAAGUGUCAAAACAAAACAUGUUAACACAUCAGCCUUCACGCACAGAUGAAACAAUAAAACACACAAUCAUCUACCAUCAAA
Molecule: messenger RNA, 4608 nt
Organism: Tachysurus vachellii
Lineage: Eukaryota; Metazoa; Chordata; Actinopteri; Siluriformes; Bagridae
Gene: med30
Product: mediator complex subunit 30
Exons: 5
Coding region: 164-679 (171 amino acids)
Biological process (GO): positive regulation of DNA-templated transcription
Cellular component (GO): mediator complex
Molecular function (GO): transcription coregulator activity
Source: RefSeq, a predicted model, not a curated record